AUGGGGGAAGUUCGCAGCAUGAGGACACCUCCGCUUCCAUCGCCGGCCGAGGCCCCUUCGCCUGUCGCCGCAUCCCAUUCCCUCCGUCGAACCUCCUCCCAAUCAACUGGCUUUCUUCCUGUUCACAGCACUGGAUUUGCAAUCGAUGGAGACACGAUCACGGAGAAUAACACGUGGAAUGCUAACGCUUACUCUUCUAUUCCGAUUGAGCAGACUACGGACGCAUGUCAUACCUCAACGCCUGCGAAGAAAGACAGUUCCGAAGCGGGGAAGUACCCAGAGGACCAGGGACGAAGCCUGCAAACCCUUAAAGAGCUCCGGAGGCAGAUGGAAGAGUUGCUCGUCUACCAACAGAUGCAACAAUCACAGAACCAGAGUUCUUCGGCUAAUCGCGAAGCCCCUCCAUCGCAACCCGAUCCUGUCACCUCAAAUUCCCCUGGAUCGACAAGGAAAAGGCCCCUCAAUGUAUCCUUCCCCAAAGUCGCCUCGUCCACAGGAGCGAUGCCAUCAGCUUCCUUCUCCGAUUCUACCGGGUCUGGUGGCACCAUCCGGGCCAUGGAUUCUACCCCCGACAACAUCACCGGCCAAACGCCGUCCUAUCCGUUCCCGAGAAUGCAGACGCAACCUUCGACUCGGCCGACACAGAGCUCCACGCUCAACCAUAGCCCUUUCAAGUUGACACUGCCGGCCGAGAAACUGAAGUCGCAGACGAUGCCAUCGCAACUUUCAGAAGAGCAGCAGCUGACAGGGGCAGAUACACCGCACUUGCAGAGCUUUUUCCUACCAGCGCUACCUAAGAACGUGAUCGAGGAUCCGAAUUACCCUAGUCCAAACCUCUAUGACCUCACUUUGCAACUAAACGCAGAUCCUGGCCUAGACGCUUGGUGGGCGAAUGUGAUACAUAUUCUGCAAGCACACUAUGGUGCCGAGCGGGUGUCGCUUGCCGUACCCGGCGAUGCGACUGACCUGGAAAAUGUUCCAUGGGGCCAAAAGGCGGUUUUUGAUCAGAACAUCGAGACGGAGUCGCAGGUACGGCAUCUGCACGAUGAGACGAGCACACCCCGCGAUAAGACCCCGAAAGAGAACGAAGACCCGGAGCGAAAGAAGGAACUGUUUCUUAGGGAAGCGCUUGCCAAUGGAACAAGCGCUUCGAAAUCUCCAAAGCGACCCUCGCUUCUGUCGCGACACUCCUUCGCCGGGUUUGGCAAGGAAAGGAAGAACCCCAAUGUUCAGGACUCAGACAUUCCGCGCCUACAACCAAAGUCUUCACUCCGACCAGAGCUCAAACGCACUUCUACCCUUGCCGAGAACCCCGCCGUUCCGGAAACCGAGCCGUCAUCAGGGCAACCCCAAUAUACCCAAGACAACCCUCGACAAGCCGUCUUCCCGAUCCCGAGACCGUUGGAAGUUGAAGCAGAUCCGCUUAUCAAGCGGACAGGUGUCGUCAAGCUUUUUGGCCGCACCGACCCUGUUGUUCUGACCCGUGAAUACUCCCAAGGCUUGACGAACGACCAGACGCCCUGUGAGACUCCCGAGGACAGGAUCCAAGUCACGCCGACCGCCGAGCCUUCCACUACUCAGGCACCGUACGCGACUCGCGCUAGAUCGACUUCUAAUCCCGCCGCGUCAGGUUUGCAAGCACAUCGUACGCCGUCAAUGGAAUUCUUCGACGAGUACGAGCAAAUACCCCCAUCGCCGUGGUCGCAGUCUCCAGCUCCUUCGCCUGCGCCGCGUGCUCAUGCGGAGCAAAACCCUUUCUUCGUCAGCCACGCUGUCGACGAGGAAGCAUUUGCGAAGCAUCCCCCGCCUCAUGACUAUUCCAACCUCAAGCCCCUGGAAGCCAUCGGUGUCGACAUGGCCAAGUCCGUGGUCCACAUCCCACUUUUGCACGCCGGCCGCUCUAAACAAACAUCACCGUCUACAUUACGAUUCCCCGUUGCAGUGAUUUCCAUCCUCUCCUCAAUAAUGCCUUAUCCCUCCAACCUGAGGAAGUCCUUGGCUUACCUCAUGCCCCAUCUGACGACUUCUUUCUGCUUGGCUCAACAAUACAGUCAGCUCGAGCGCCAAGUCACUUCUCGACUUGAGGUUCCGCGCUACGGGCACCUCCUUGGUCUUGGUGGAACAUUCUCGGAUGAAAGUAGCGAGUUAGAGCUCGUCGCUGGCCUUAGUGGUCAUGUAAACUACACGAUAGCGGAUGAUGGAUCGCUUUCAGCCCGCGCCAGUCUUUCUAGUCCCGAAGAAAGAUCGAACUCAGCCAAAUUCAGCCCUGCAGUAUCUGGACUUGGUACCCCGGGAUUUGAACUGAGCAACAUCGGGGCUGGGACAACUCUGAAUCUCUCCGAAUCACCCGGUGUGGCCGCAAGAAUUAGCAAUGAUGGCGUGGACAGCUAUUUCAAUGUUCAGCAGUCGAAGCAAUUCCAGCAGCGUAUCAGGCUGGCGAAGGUCAAACAGAACGUUGCAACAUCAACUCCCACUUCCCCCGGCAAGUUCCUUGGGAAGCCCUCGGAGGAGGAUGUUGCCUCGCAGGACCAAAGCCCGGUCAUAAUCUCACCGUCACAAGAAGUCAAGGCGCCCCCGGUCAUAUCGCCGACGCAAACUUCCCGGCACCCAUCAACAAACUCAUUUUACGCUCAAUUACAACGCGAGCUACCACGUCCGUUCACCGAUACUGUGGCCCAGCUCAUGCUGAACUCAGUCCCCCUUCAUCUGUUUCUUGCAAAGCCUCAAAGUGGCGAGGUUAUCUGGACAAAUUCGAAAUUCGAUGCCUACAGGCGGAGUCAACCCCAGGAACAGAAGCUGAGGGAUCCCUGGCAGAAUAUCCACAGUAGCGAGCGGGAACACGUUUCUCAGGAAUGGGCAAAUGCUUUACGUACAGGCUCUCAAUUUACCGAACGUGUUCGCGUCAAGCGUUUCAACGACGAGUCGGCUUACCGCUGGUUCAUCUUCCGGGCAAAUCCGUUGCUGUCUUCCACAGGAGAGGUGCUAUAUUGGAUUGGAUCAUUCCUUGACAUCCAUGAACAGCAUAUUGCGGAGCUGAAAGCAGCACAGGAAAGAGAGAAAUUUGCCACUGAUGCCAAGUACCGAGCCUUUUCCAACUCUAUCCCGCAGAUCGUCUUCGAAGCGACAGAAUACCGGGGCCUUAUCUUCGUGAAUGAGCAAUGGCAUUUGUACACCGGACAGAAGCUUGAAGAUGCGCUUAACUUUGGCUUCGCAAAGCAUGUUCAUCACGAUGAUCUCGAGAAGUGUGGCUUACUUUCCCUUUACCUCCAUGAUUCACAGAAAACUGGGGCCGUCAGUGACGCAGGUGAAGCACCCACGGAGACGACGAGCGCCAAGUCCUCUCAAGAGAAGCAUCUGGGUCAGGGCGUCACACCCGCACUGGAAGAGCUUGUCAAACGGGGAGUUGCCUCUGUACAGAGAGAUGAGAAUGGUCGUGUUUUCUACUCGACCGAACUACGACUACGCUCGAAAGGUGGCGAUUUCCGAUGGCACCUUGUUCGCCUGGUCUGUGUCGAGACAAGCAGUUUUGGCAGCGGCGAAGCGUCCUGGUACGGAACCUGCACGGAUAUCAAUGACCGCAAGAAUCUAGAGCGGGAACUGAAUAAAGCCAUGCAACAACUCAACAACCAGAUGGAGUCCAAGACGAAGUUCUUUAGCAACAUGUCGCAUGAAAUCCGGACUCCGCUGAACGGCAUCCUUGGCACCAUUCCAUUCAUUCUUGAUACUCAGUUGGACACAGAUCAGAGGAGAAUGCUUGAUACCAUACAGAAUAGCUCGACCAACCUACGCGAAUUAGUCGACAACAUUCUCGAUGUUUCUAGAGUGGAAGCGGGUAAAAUGUCUCUAGUCAACUCGUGGUUCCAUGUACGAUCUGUGAUUGAAGAUGUAAUCGACACUGUUUCGUCCAGGGCCAUCGACAAGGGCCUCGAGAUCAACUACUUAAUGGAUGUGGAUGUCCCGCCGAUGGUCAUCGGAGACAGAUUCCGAAUCCGACAGGUACUCAUCAACCUUGUCGGUAAUGCAGUCAAAUUCACUGCGCAAGGAGAGAUUCACAUCUGCUGCUCCAUUUACCAUGAUGCUUCAGCUCAAAUUAAGAAGACCGAACUCUUACUGAACUUUGACGUCGUGGAUACGGGCAAAGGCUUCAGCGCAAGGGAUGCAGAACGGCUGAUGCAACGAUUCAGUCAGCUUGGGCAAAAUGGAUCACAGCAACAUGCGGGUAGUGGUUUGGGGCUGUUCUUAUCCAAACAGCUUGUUGAGAUGCAUGGCGGAAAAUUGACUCCUAGCAGCAAGGAGGGCCAAGGCGCCAAAUUCUCCUUCCAUGUCAAAGUCGAUGCUCCCCCACCACCGACUCCCGAAGAGUCCCGAACCCUUCGACAAGCACAGGGUGCAUCUGAAAUGCUCGGAGCGCAACCCAAGCUUAACCCCUUGCACAAGCUACUUUUCACGAAAGAUCCGCUCAAUAAUAAGGCGCCAGAUCAAGCCGAACUGACUUCUGCUCUCGAGUCAUCCCUCUCGAAAACGUCAGCCAACGCAGAACCCCCCCUUCGUCUGGCAACGUCCAAUUUCUCCGAACGGUCGUCACUUUCCUCUGCUCUUCCGACUCCUGAUCUUAGCACGGUAGACCCUCUAACUAAGAUUGAUGCUCCCGCUGCGUCCGGAACGGAAUCUGCGACUCCAAGUGGCGACGGCUCACGUCCAGCGACCGAGCCGGUAUCCCAGGUGCAGGAACCCCCCUCUUCGACUCAGUUACCUGCUUCGGCUGCUGGAAACGACGCGAAGCAAUUACCAAGCGCGUUCUCCAUUCUUAUCCUGUGCCCCUUGGACAACACUCGCAAAGCCAUCAAACAACACAUCGAACAGGUCGUCCCUCUUGAAGUCCCGUUCUCCAUUACCUCAACUCCGGAUAUCGAAGACUGGCGGGACCACGUAAGUGACGAGUCUGGCUCGAAGCUCACUCACUUGGUUCUCAACCUGCCCAGUGUGGACGAUGUAUCAGACGUGAUUCAAUAUGUCUCAGAGUGUGAUCCUGCGACCGCCCCAACCCUUGUCAUCAUUUCCGACCUCUACCAGAAACGCCAAGUCAACGCCCGAAUCAAAGAGCUGGCCGCCACCGGAAGGCGUGUAUACACAGUACCGAAACCAGUCAAGCCCUCGGCCUUCUCUGCCAUUUUCGAUCCCGACAACCGACGCGAUCUGAGCAAGGAUAGAAACCAAGAUAUGGCAAGGGAGAUUAACAACAACUUCAAGACUAUGUCUAAGAUGGUUAAGGAGGUUAUCGGCAACAAAGGCUAUAGGAUAUUAUUGGUAGAGGACGACGAGACGAAUCGCAUGGUGAUGUUGAAAUACCUCGAUAAGAUCAAAGUUAUGGCGGAGACAGCUACGAAUGGCCAAGAGUGUACAGAAAUGGUCUUCUCGAAGGAACCAGGAUACUACUCGCUCAUCAUAUGUGAUAUCCAAAUGCCCAUCAAGAAUGGGUAUGAUACGUGUCGUGAUAUCCGCGGAUGGGAGUUGAAGAACCACUAUCCCCAAAUCCCGAUCAUGGCGCUCUCAGCCAACGCAAUGACGGAUCAAAUCGAGGAUGCCGCACGAGCUGGCUUCAACGACUAUGUCACCAAGCCUAUCAAGCACAAUGAGUUGGGCAAGAUGAUGAUGGGUCUGCUUGAUCCCAAUCGACCAUUGCUUCUCCUACGCGACCGCCUCAGGGCCGAUAGUGAGGACCACCACCGUGAUUAA
Molecule: messenger RNA, 5736 nt
Organism: Aspergillus piperis CBS 112811
Lineage: Eukaryota; Fungi; Ascomycota; Eurotiomycetes; Eurotiales; Aspergillaceae
Gene: pkhB
Product: putative sensor histidine kinase/response regulator
Exons: 3
Coding region: 1-5736 (1911 amino acids)
Biological process (GO): protein autophosphorylation; phosphorelay signal transduction system
Molecular function (GO): histidine phosphotransfer kinase activity; phosphorelay sensor kinase activity
Source: RefSeq, a predicted model, not a curated record